Molecule: messenger RNA, 3558 nt
Organism: Octopus sinensis (East Asian common octopus)
Lineage: Eukaryota; Metazoa; Mollusca; Cephalopoda; Octopoda; Octopodidae
Product: E3 ubiquitin-protein ligase RNF185
Exons: 5
Coding region: 95-655 (186 amino acids)
Biological process (GO): ubiquitin-dependent protein catabolic process
Cellular component (GO): endoplasmic reticulum
Molecular function (GO): ubiquitin protein ligase activity; ubiquitin-like protein conjugating enzyme binding
Source: RefSeq, a predicted model, not a curated record
CGCAGUAUCAGUGCUAAGUUGUUACCAUACAUAUAACACAAGUGUCAGGAGCGUUUUUCUUUCCUCUUCUCUUUUUUUUUUUAACUGGUCCAGAAUGAGUGAGUGGGAUACUGGAUCAUCUUCAAAAGAUGGUCAAGGAAGUGAGGAUACAAGAUAUCGACAAAGUGAUACGACGAAUUCAGAUUACGAAUGUAAUAUUUGUUUAGACUCUGCGCGAGAUGCCGUGGUCAGUAAAUGUGGCCAUUUAUUCUGCUGGCCUUGUCUGCAUCAAUGGCUUGAAACUUGUUCUCAUAGAAAAGUUUGCCCUGUUUGCAAAGCUGGUAUCAGUAAAGAUAAAGUGAUUCCAAUUUAUGGUAAAGGAAGUAAUGAUAAAAAAGACCCACGGAAUAAAAUGCCACCACGUCCACCUGGCCAAAGAACAGAACCAGAAAACCCAGGUGCAUUCUCAAACUUUGGAUUUGGAGAAGGCAAUUUUCAUAUGACUUUUGGAAUUGGUGCUUUUCCUUUGGGAUUUUUUGCAUCAACAUUUAAUUGGAGUGAUGUCAGACCUGGCCCACCUCCAACAGGGUCUCCUCACCAUGAAGAAGAACAGAUCUUAUCGAAGGUUUUUCUUGGCUUGGCUAUUGUUUUCAUUUUUUGGUUACUUAUAGCCUGACCAAAACCUUCUGCAAUUCUUGUCAUGAAAAAUAACUUAACCCAUCUAAGUUCUUAUAUUUUACAAUGGAUUUCAAUACAGAUGUUUAAAAGCCAUCUGUGCGAUGGUACAUGAGGAAAUUAGAACUCACAUGAAAUGUCUCAGAAAAUAUUUCAAUGAGAAAAGUUUCUUUUCUCGUAUUUUUUAUUACAAUGGUAUUAAAUUUCUUCCUUCCCUUUAGGAAUAUUUUAAAGAAAAAAAAUACUUAUAAAGCAGAAUUGAAAUUUCCUUUGAAAUUAUAUUUUUAUCUGUGAUAUUGGAGUUUAUAUUUAAAUUUUGUUUGUUUGGUUUAAUUUUGAAUCGUUGUACUAUUUAGAAAUAGCUAGAGAUAUGUGAUAAACUGGGCAAAGGAUAAAAAAAAAAAAAAGCAUUCAUAACAGUUCAUGCUAUUGAAAUGAUUUUAUUCCUGAAGAAAAUAUUUGUAUCAUUUGUUACUAAGUUAUUUGCUUCUCUUCAAAGUUUUUGUUUUCUUUAUUUUUGAUUUUUUCUCCCCACCCCCUACUGUUACUUUCUGAUUGCUUUGCAAAAUAUUUCAUAUUAUUCUUAGAUUACUUUUAAUGUUUCCAUUUUAAAAACUAACAAUGAUUCCUUCAUAAUAUCACUUCUUUAGGUAUUUAUAUUUAUGAAUGCAAGAAUAUUAGCACGGUAUAUUUCUACCAAACAUUAAAAGUUUGUACGAAAAAAUUUACAUUAAAUUUGAUUGUCUCAGUGUAUGUGUGCAUGGGCAAGUGUGAUUAUGUAUGUUGGUCAUCAAAAGUUAAAUACCUUAUAGCAUCAUGUCAGAAAGAAUUGAUGUGAUUAUCAGCUGUUUAAAAUUACAAUGAUUUGAAGUUAAUAUUCAAUAUUGAUUUUAAAAUUUGGUCAGUUCUUUAUAUGCCUUUCUUAAUAGUAUUUAGAUGAUUCUCACUAAUUUUGAUGAGAAAAAAAAAACAAAAUUCAAAGUACUUUGUACAUUCUUAUUUAAAGACUAAUUCUGUGAAUCUAUUUUUUAAACACUUGUAGGAAUAAAUUUCUAAUUUUUUCUGUAUUAAACUUUUGUUUUGUUGAUAUUAAAGCAAUUUAAGUUAAUCAGAGGUUCUGUACCUAAUUUAUGCAACAUUAACAUCAGUAUAAUAGCUUAUUUAUUUAAUCAAAAUAUUUCAUUAUUAGUAUAAUAGCUUAUUUGUUUAAUCAAAAUAUUUCAUUAUCCACCCAGUUAAAAAGGUAAGUUUAUAAAGAUUCAUUUUGUGGCAAAACUAUUUCACCUCCACCCCCACCGUCUUUUUUGCAUCUAUGACUGAAAUAGACAUAUUGUUGGACCAUGUCAUUUUAAAAUAGGCUUUUUUAUCUUUUAUAUAUGAAAUUACAAAUUAAAAGCAGUUUUAAUAAUGUAAAAAUUAAGUCGCACAUACGAAGUGUGUUCUGUUUAACCGCCCAUUUGUUGCGAGACAGCAUCCAGGGAAAGCUCCAAACAGUGCUGUGUGUUGGUGUUUGUUAACAUUCAGUAUUAUGUAGGGAACUUUCCCUACACACUAUCCCGCAGCAAAUGGGCGUUUCAACAAAACACAUGUACCAAGAACAAAGAUGGUGCCCAUCAUCUCUGCAGACCAUUCAUGACUGUUGAGAAUGAUGUGCUUUCUUUGGUUUGAACAUCUAAGGAGAAAAUGUGGACAGGAGACAUGCAGCUAACUAGUUCAGGAGAGCAAAAGCAUUAUAGUAGCAGUUGUAGUGCUGUGAAUUAGUAAAUUGAGUCAUCCAGUAACUAUCUAGAGCUGAAAUAUUUCCUGACCCCUAAGGAAGAGUUUUAUUGUGAAUACAGUUUUUGUAUGGUUAAACUUAUGAGAUCAGAAAGCGUAGUAUUUGUAGUAACUUUGGUUUUUUUUUGCUAUUUAUGACAAGAUAAUGUGAAGUUUGGUGUCUGGCAGUACUAUUAGUGCUGGAGAAAAAACUAUUUUUAUGUCCUCAUUGAAUUGUUUCGAAGUCUUUCUCUUUUUGAAGGUCAUGCAGAUCUGGCAUGAAUGAUGCAUGUGCACAUGAUUCAGAUCUGAAGGUGGUAUCAACUGCAUAGGAGUGUGUUAGAGAUGAUAGCAAGUAUGAAUCAGAAAUCCUCCUAGACAUGUUAUAAUAAUGCAGGUUCAUGGGGAACUAGUAACAAAAAGAUGUAUUUCCAUUAGUAGGUGACUUUCGCUUGGAGGUUUUCAUGCUGGGCAUAAUCAAAGGCUUCACUAAUGCCGCAUUAUUUUCCUUUCUCGUAUCACUCACUCAGUUUAUUUUUUUUAGUGUCAACCAAAUUUUCUAUUUCUUUCAUCUUAAGUCUCUCAAUCAGUUGUUAAUUUUGGUAUAUUAUUUAUGUAUUGAUUGAUACAUAGCCAAAGACUUGUAUAUUGCAUUAUCUAAAUUUCAGCUCAGAUUAAAUUUAACGAAAAGAGGAUAUUUCUAGACUGCUGUUGGCAGUCACAACAACAACUUUUUAUAGCCUAGUAAAUAAAAGAACCAGGUUGACUAUAUAAAAAUAUUUUUAAUAUACAUACAGCUGUAGCUAUGUAUCCAUCAACAAACUCAAGUCUUUAAAUGUGGGGGACCAUAUUUCAAAUCCUAAUUCUUUCUUGUCAUACCAUCUUUAUAGGAAGGUCCAGUCUAAAAGCAUCAUACAUUUCUGAAAAUCAGUUACCUGUGUGGCAGAGUUCUGCUCAAGCAGAUGAUUAGGAUUAUUGAAUUUUGAUUCCAUUCUCCAGAGAGGACAUGGUUUUGCCUCACUUGCUCAUAACAAAUAUUGUUUACACCAUCUGAUGGGUUAUAUUUUCUCAAUUUCAUUUGAAGUAUGCAAUCUCUAAAUCACAAGAAGACCAAGUUUCUUUAAUGGAUUAAAGAUACAUUUUAAAUUA